Molecule: messenger RNA, 945 nt
Organism: Letharia columbiana
Lineage: Eukaryota; Fungi; Ascomycota; Lecanoromycetes; Lecanorales; Parmeliaceae
Exons: 1
Coding region: 1-945 (314 amino acids)
Source: RefSeq, a predicted model, not a curated record
AUGAAAUACUCGACAAUCGCCCUCGCGGCCAUGCCUGGCUUCUUUGCUCUCGCCUCUGGUCUUGGUACCUUCACCAUCAAGAACUCUUGCGGUACAGACAUUCAUUAUGUCCACGACGUCGACUCCUGCGAGACAGUCGUGACCAUCCCCGCCGGCAGCAGCUCCGACCCUUGUACCUACCAGACCAAAGCCGAUGGAUCUGGCGGUCCAUCCGUCAAAAUCGCCCUCGAAACAACCAUCUGCUCUUCCAUUCCCCCACCCAUCACUCAAUUCGAGUACACUGUUGGCUGGGCAGAGAAGGUCUUCACCGAUUUGUCCAAUAUCAACGGUAUCCCUUAUCCCUUCAUGGCCGGCGGUGUCAAGUUGACCAGCUCCGACAACUCAGUCAGCGUUUCCUGCGCUGCAGGCAUUGAAGACUGCGCGGCAGCGUACAACACCCCCACCGAGAACUCUGCCACCACUGCUGCUCCGGAGACUGCGGAUCUGCUGGUCGAAAUCUGCUGGGACAAGCCAGGUGCAUAUGGAAGUGAAAGUUCAAGCGGCAGCUCCUCACCAGCACCAGUGUCGCCCGUCGUAGUACCUGGCACUCCCAUUGUCCACGAACAGCCGGAGGCGUCACCCUCGAGCCCUGUCCUCGCACCUUCCUCAUCUUCCUCGCCAUCACCGUCGCCUUCACCGUCGCCAUCACCUUCUCCCUCGCCAUCGCCCUCGCCUUCGCCCUCGCCAUCGCCCUCGCCAUCACCAUCACCAUCACCAUCACCAUCUCCAUCGCCCAGCCCAGUGGUGGUGGAAGAUGAGGUCGAGGUCAUCGUCACCGUCACAGAAACCGCCCCGAUCGUCUGGGUCACCGAGCACGUUGGCGGUUCUCAACAACGGAAGCGCGACCACGAUCACCUCCACCAACAUGUUCACAACAAAAUCCACAAGAAGCGACACGGCGCAUAG